Molecule: messenger RNA, 1739 nt
Organism: Paramecium tetraurelia
Lineage: Eukaryota; Ciliophora; Oligohymenophorea; Peniculida; Parameciidae
Exons: 3
Source: RefSeq, a predicted model, not a curated record
AUGAUUAUAUUCUUAUUGGGAAUAGUGACUGUCUUUGGUGACAAUAUUAAAAAUCUGAGUGACUAUGCCAUUAUUUUGAAUCAAACAUAGGAAAUAAAGCAUUAUGAUUUGGAAAUUAAUGAGGAGGCAGUGCUAUUUCAAUAUCCAUAGGGAUCUAUACUGAAAAGCUCAAUUACCUCAGAUAAUAAAACAACCCUAUGUGGAGUGAAUCAUGAUUAUAUCUCAAUAACAACAAAUAUAUCAAAGCAGAUAAUAAAAUAAGAUUAGGAGAUGUACACCACUCUUUCAGAUUAAAUUAUUGCCGCAAUCAAUAAAAAAACAACUAUGGGAUUUGUUACAGAGCAAAACAAUUAUAUAGAAUUUGACUUUAUAUCUUUAGACAUCAAAAAUACUAUGGUUUUAAACUCCCACAUGGCUUAGACUCAAAUUUAUUAAUCAGGAAUCUACAGUAUUGAAACUAAUUUAACUAUUUUAUUUUACACAAAAACUGUUCUAAUUUUAGAUGACACAAACAAUGUUGUAUCCUAGAACAUUACUUAAAUGGAAAUCAAUGAAGUUCUGAGUAGUUUAGGGUAUCUUUAUGUGGCAACCAAAAAAGGUUUGAUGAUUUAUAAAAUUGACCCAACCAAUAAGGCUAUCAUCUUUAACCAGACCAUUGAGGACAAAUAACAUAUAAUCGAUAUUGCAUUGGGUGGAGAGAAUGGAGAAAUAUUAUACAUGUUAAAAAAUGAUGGAAUUCAUAUUUAUCAAAUUACCAAAGAUGGUCUCCUUACUAAGCAUCCCAAUUUAUCAAUUAUUCCAAUUGACUACGGAAUUGCAUUUGAUUAGGAUAAUGAUGAAAGUCUAAGCAUAUUGAUUCGUCCAUAGAAACAUGUUAUUUUUGUUGAUAUUGAAAUAAACCUUGAUAAAGGAGUAUGGCUAUUAGAGAGUCAACAUAAACUAAAAAUUAAUGCAGAAGAAGUGUAUAUCAAUGGUAAAUAUGCAAUAUUGAGAGGAGUAGAUACUCAUAACAUAAUUAGACAUUCCUUACCUAAUAUCUUCACUGUAUCAAUUUAAUCAUAUACUUAGCGAAUAUUCAAUAAUUACCCGUUUAUGUUAUCAAAUGCAGUCUUAUUGGGAUUUCAUGAAUUGAAUAUUGAACAUUAAGAUGAUACAGUACAUAAUUGGUACAAGAAUUCAACGAAGAACAUCUUAUAUGGAGUCGAUCCUAAUUAAAUCGUCUUAUAUUAAUGGUAAAACUUUGAAGGUUAAAUUUCCUGCUAUACAGAAGAUGAAACAUUAAUUGGCUAGACUUUUGUUUAUGAUGUCUAAGCUACUUUAAGUGAAUGCGAUUAAAAAAAUGAAUAUAAGGAUGAUAUUGUAAGCAAAGAUUUAUUAGUUUGUCAAUUCCAAACAAAAUUAUAUAUUAAAGUGCUUGAAGAUAUUUAGUCAUAUUAAUAAAAUAUUCUAAUAAUAAUCUGUGCAGCUUUAGGAGGGGCUCUCAUUUUGAGUAUACUUGUAUUUGCAUGUUAUAGAAGGAAAACUCAAUCAUAAUUGAUCCAAUUUAAAGAAUAAAUUAAAAAAUAUGAGAAGUUUUAGGGAGAAGGCAGCGAAUCACAUGGUAUUAGAUAAGAUACUCCUCAUCCUCCUGCUCAUUAAAUAGUUAACAAUUUUAAAAUUGAUGAUGAUGAUUAAUGAUAAUUAUUACCUUAAUUUUAUAAUUUGUAUUGUAUAAAAAUAAUAAAACCAUAAGUCUAAAA